AUGCUCAAAUGGGACACUGUGCAGAUACUCCCUUCUCCAGAGAGUGGAGUAAAAGGACCGUACAGGGUAAUUUACAAUGCAAUUAAAGGUACCGCAUACGCAAAUAAAAGUAAAUACGAUGCAGUAACUUAUGCAACGCAGGCAACACCGGAGUUCAUCUACCAUGUCGUAGAGAUUGCCCGAUUUUGGGAUGGGCCAAUAAGUCUCUCAGUUUUUGUGCCUAAUUAUGAUCUAGAUAUUACUAUGCAAAUAAUGACUCAGCUCUGCCAAUGUUACUUUGGCAUGUCUAAAGUUUCCUUACAUCUGUUUUAUCCCAAACGUUAUCCGCCUUUAAUAAUAGCAAAAAAACCUGUGUCGCUUUUAUUAACUACUCCUGUACCUUCCACACCAGCAAACAUAACACCAGAGCAAAUUUUGAGAAAUAAAAUGGAAAUGUACAAGAAACUAGACAACAAAACGAGAGCAGAAUAUAUACAGUGGGUAAGAAAAAAGAAAAUAGAGAGAAUGAUGAAGCGAAUGCCUAAUAAAAAGACAACGUUACCAAACAUAAAAUUCAAUGACUGUUCGGGCUUAGAAAACUUUGAUAUAGCAACAUUUAGACGAGAAAAUAAUAUGAUUUAUCCUAUAAAUGUCGGAAGAAAUACCGCUAGGAAUGCUUCUAAAACAAACUAUUUUAUGGUAUCGGAUAUAGAAAUGGUACCAAGUGACGGUCUGGCGACAAAAUUUUUAAAAAUGGUACGAAAAUUAAUGGGUGAUAAAAAGAGAGAUGAAGGUUGUAUAUUCGCAAAAACUAUUUUCGUUGUUCCAUUAUUUGAGGUGGAAAGGGGGGAAGAAAUUCCACGUGACAAAAAUUCCUUAGUACGUUUAGUAGCUGCCAACCGAGCAUUUUAUUUUCAUCAAAAAGUGUGUUCACAUUGUCAAAGAUUUCCUGGAUUACAAUCGUGGUUACUAAGACCGUCGACAAACGUUAUAGAGCCCAUGCUAAUUGCUCGUCGAGAAUAUCCUUACCACAGAUGGGAACCCUUAUACUUUGGUACUCAAAGAGACCCAUGGUAUAGCGAAACGUUGUCCUGGGAAGGGAGACAAGACAAAAUGACGCAGAUGCUGGAAUUAUGUCUGCAAGAGUAUCGUAUGGUGGUCUUAGACGGAGGCUUCCUUUGCCAUGCUGCCGUCACGAAGAGUAUCGUUCGACAUAAUAAUGCGGAACGUUUGAAUAAUAAAAAUUACUUGAGUAUUAUUGGCACGUUCAAGCAAAAGUACCCAGAUAAACCGCAGUGUAGAGUUAUGUGGGGCUGUUAA
Parnassius apollo (apollo) is the source of this 1299-nucleotide messenger RNA. The record is from the annotation of a GenBank genome assembly. NCBI's taxonomy places the organism in Eukaryota, Metazoa, Arthropoda, Insecta, Lepidoptera, Papilionidae.